Kuraishia capsulata CBS 1993 is the source of this 1092-nucleotide messenger RNA. RefSeq lists its product as uncharacterized. Lineage: Eukaryota; Fungi; Ascomycota; Pichiomycetes; Pichiales; Pichiaceae. Gene Ontology annotation, molecular function: nucleotide binding. The coding region runs from base 1 to 1092 and encodes 363 amino acids. The transcript has a single exon. The record is from RefSeq and is a predicted model, not a curated record.
AUGUCUGAUUCAUUCGAAUUGAAAUGGGGAAUAGUUGGUCUUGGAGCCUUCGCAGCAAAAUGGGCAAACGACGUGUUCUCUAAUUAUGAGCUUGAUGCCAUCCACGGAAAGCUGGUGAAUCACCAGCUUAAAGCGGUGGUAUCAACCACCUCGAUUCAAAAAGCCGAGUCUUUUAUCAAACUUUUGAAUACCGAAGCUACUGGAAUUCCUCAAACUUACGAUUCUUGGGAGAUAUUCUUGGCCGAAAGCGAUAUUGACAUAGUCUAUAUAGCUGCUCCGAACGCUCUUCAUUAUCCGCUGGCAUUGCAAGCGUUGCAAGCGGGAAAACAUGUUUUGGUGGAAAAGACUUUCACAAUUAACCACGAGCAAGCUCAGCAUCUCAAAGAAGUGGGAGCUAAAAACAAGCUGUUUAUUUUGGAUGGUAUUUGGACAAGAUUUCUCCCAACAACCAAGGCAAUUCAAAAGUUGAUAUUGCAAGACAAGGUUAUCGGGGAAGUCCAUAGAGUAAGUGCCGAUCUGAGUCAUAAUUGUCCUUUUGAUGAAAGCGGAAGAUUAUACAAUCCAGAACUGGGCCCUGGGGUUUUGUAUGACAACCUGAUUUACUCUAUUGCGUGGACAGAUCUUUUGCUGUUAUCGCAAGCCAAGACAGAUCCAAUUGUGAAGACUUUUUCGUUGAAAUCCAAAGAUGUUCCAGAGAUUGACACAGCCACCAGCAUUUCUCUGGUUUUUAAUGAUCUGAAUGCAAUUGGGACAGCCAGCGGAUCUUUCAGCCUAGAGUCACCUCGCGACAGUGUCUUGAUUGAAGGAACAAAGGGUUACAUCAAGCUGGACAGAGCAUCAAAGCCGAGUACAGCAACUCUGUACUCUAACGGAAGUCCAGAAGGAACUAACUUGGAAAUAGGAACAAUCGGAGGUCUUGGUUACUACUAUGAAGCCAACGUUGCAGCUAUUUCCAUUAGAGACUCGUUAUUGGAGCCAGUUGACCAUCCGUUGGAUGAGUCGAUACGGGUUCUGAAGAUAUUUGAUCAAGUGAAAAAAGCUAACGGUAUCGUGUUUCCACCCUCCAUUGAGAAAAUUUCAAAAACUGUUUGA